UUUGACAGAGCAAGAGGGUUGGAAGGAUGGUGAUGGGGGAACGUACCAGGCUUAAAAUAUAAGUUUGUUUUUGUUUGUUUAUCAUGAUCGUUAUACCUGUAAGAGUGCUGCGCAGUAAAAGGCUUUAAAUUGAUAUCACAGCAACAGGGCAGAGUAGGAUGGCACUAGACGCAAGAGACGCGUGUAUAGAGAACCAAAGCUAGCCUCCGUACUGUACACCGCAACGCGGAAAAUAUUAAGAUGUUGGAGGACAGAAUUCAAACGAGAUGGAAACAAUGUAGCACCGCAGCGGUAUUUCCGAUAUUUGGAUAAAAGAAAGACUACAAAGUACCUUCAUGUAUACAUAAGGAGAGCCCUCGGCAUCAGAAAAAGAAGGAACCGCAAUUCGAGUGUCUUUACAGCUACCAAAGGAAGAAGAGGGACAGAAAACUGCAAUAUGUUGCGAAGGAGGCUCAACCGUUUGUUUGCGGGAGAUGAGAAGAGGGUGGACAGCAGGACGAUCCACGUGGGACACCAGACCUGUCCGGCCACAGACGCCUUCAUCCAGCCUAAAUUCUGCGACAAUAGGAUUGUCUCCUCCAAGUACACAGUUUGGAACUUUUUGCCAAAAAACCUGUUUGAGCAGUUCAGAAGAAUUGCCAAUUUCUACUUCCUAAUUAUAUUCCUGGUACAGGUGAUAGUGGACACGCCCACCAGCCCGGUCACGAGCGGUUUGCCCUUGUUUUUUGUGAUCACGGUGACGGCUAUCAAACAGGGCUAUGAGGACUGGCUGCGCCACAAGGCCGACAAUGAGGUGAACAAGUACCCCGUGAUAGUGCUGGAGGAGGGUCAGUGCACACACAAAGAGAGCGAGAAGAUAAAGGUGGGUGACAUUGUGGAGGUGGUGGAGGACGAGACCUUCCCUUGUGACCUGAUCCUUCUGCGGUCCAGUCGGGAUGACGACACCUGCUUUGUCACCACAGCCAGUCUGGACGGGGAGUCCAACCACAAGACACACUACACAGUGCCUGAUAUUGAGAAGGAUCUGGAAUCACUUAAUGCAACCAUUGAGUGUGAACAGCCCCAGCCAGACCUCUACAAGUUUGUAGGCCGUAUGCACAUUUACAGGGAUGGCCAGGAAACUGUUGUGAGGUCUUUGGGCCCAGAGAACUUGCUUUUGAAAGGCGCUACAUUAAAAAACACCAAAAAAAUUCAAGGUGUGGCUGUUUACACAGGGAUGGAGACGAAGAUGGCCCUGAACUACCAGGGGAAGUCACAGAAGCGCUCGGCUGUGGAGAAGUCAAUCAACGCAUUCCUCAUCGUGUACCUAUGUCUCCUGGUCAGCAAGGCUCUGGUGUGCACCACACUCAAGUAUGUGUGGCAGAGCCACCCUGGCCAGGAUGAGCCCUGGUACAACCAGAAGACCCAGAAGGAGAGGGACACCAUUCAGUAUCUGAAGAUGUUUACAGAUUUCCUUUCCUUCAUGGUACUCUUCAACUUCAUCAUCCCCGUAUCCAUGUACGUCACCGUGGAGAUGCAGAAGUUCCUGGGCUCCUUCUUCAUCUCCUGGGACAAGGACUUCUUUGACCCUGAGAUUCAGGAGGGGGCGCUGGUCAAUACCUCUGACCUCAAUGAGGAGCUGGGGCAGGUUGAGUACGUGUUCACAGAUAAGACGGGCACUCUGACACAGAAUAACAUGGAGUUUAGAGAGUGCUGCAUUGAUGGCUUCCAGUACACAUAUCAGGAGUGCCAGAGCGAGGUGGACGGCUACUCUGUGACAGACGGGCCUAUCAGCAAGCUGCAACAGAAGGCGGGCAGGGAGAAGGAGGACCUGUUCCUGCGGGCGCUGUGCCUGUGUCACACGGUGCAGGUGAAGGAGGUGUGGCAGAGGUACGGAGGCUGGGACCAGCUGGACGGAGACGCCUAUGGGGCGGCGGAGCAGAGCAGCUUCAUCGCUUCCUCCCCAGAUGAGGUGGCGCUGGUGAAGGGGGCCAUGAAGUACGGCUUCACUUUCCUGGGGUCAGACUGUAAAAGCAUGAAAAUAAUGAACAGGGACAAAGACAUCGAGGAGUAUGAGCUGCUGCACGUGUUGAACUUUGACCCGGUGCGACGGCGUAUGAGCGUGAUUGUUAAAUCCAAAUCAGGGGAAAUGCUUCUCUUCUGCAAGGGGGCGGACUUGUCCAUCUUCCCCCGCGUUAACCAGGAGGAGGUGGACAGGAUACGAAUGCACGUGGAGCGCAACGCAACGGAUGGGUACAGGACGCUGUGCGUGGCCUACAAGCAGCUGAGCGUGGAGGAGUACGAGCGGGUGGACGCCGGGCUGAGAGAGGCCCGGCUGGCGCUGCAGGACCGUGAGGAGAAGCUCAUGGUCGUUUACAACCAGGUGGAGAAUGGGAUGACUCUGAUUGGAGCCACAGCAGUGGAGGACAGGCUGCAGGAGCAGGCCGCUGAGACCAUGGAGGCCCUGCAGGGCGCGGGCAUGAAGGUGUGGGUGCUGACAGGCGACAAGAUGGAGACAGCCAAGUCUACCUGCUACGCCUGCCGGCUCUUCCAAAGGGGCACGGAGCUGCUGGAGCUGACGGUGCGCACCCUGGAGGUUGGAGGCCGCCAGCGCGAGGAGCGGCUCUACGAGCUGCUGCUGGAGUACCACAGGAAGGCAGUGCAGGACACCCCACCCGUCAAGACGGUGGUCACACGGAGCUGGAGCUCAACCGUCCAGGAGUACGGCUUCAUAGUGGACGGAGCCACGCUGUCGUUGGUGCUGAACACCAGCCGCUACAAGAGCCUGUUUCUGCAGAUCUGCCAGAACUGCACGUCCGUGCUCUGCUGCCGCAUGGCGCCGCUGCAGAAGGCGCAGAUUGUGAAGAUGGUGAAGUGUUCAAAGGGGAGUCCCAUCACUUUGUCUGUUGGUGAUGGAGCCAACGAUGUCAGCAUGAUCCUGGAGGCACAUGUGGGCAUUGGAAUCAAGGGCAAAGAGGGGCGACAGGCGGUUCGGAACAGCGACUAUGCCAUCCCCAAACUCAAGCACUUGAAGAAGCUGCUGCUGGCCCACGGGCACCUGUACUACGUCCGCAUUGCUCACCUGGUGCAGUACUUCUUCUACAAGAAUCUCUGCUUCAUUUUACCUCAGUUCUUGUACCAGUUUUUCUGUGGAUAUUCUCAACAACCCCUGUACGACGCAGCCUAUCUGACGAUGUACAACAUCUGCUUCACCUCUAUGCCCAUCCUGGCCUACAGCCUUCUGGAGCAGCACAUCUGCAUGGAGCUCCUGCUGGACAAUGCCACUUUAUACAGGGAGAUAGCCAAGAACGCCAUGCUGCGCUGGGGUCCCUUCCUGUACUGGACGAUGCUGGGGGUCUUCCAGGGUCUGCUCUUCUUCUUUGGAACAUACUAUCUCUUCAGCAACCCUGCAUUGCAGGAUACUGGCCAGGUGUUUGGUAAUUGGACCUUUGGGACAAUAGUUUUUACAGUUCUCGUCUUCACCGUCACCCUGAAGCUGGCCAUGGACACGCGACACUGGACCUGGAUCAACCACUUUGUUGUCUGGGGCUCCCUGGUCUUCUACGUCUUCUUCAGCUUCUUCUGGGGUGGAGUCAUAUGGCCCUUCCUCCCACAGCAGAGGAUGUACUUCGUCUUUUCCAGCAUGCUGAGCUCCGUGUCAGCUUGGCUGGUCAUCGUCAUGCUCAUCGUGCUCAGCCUGCUGCCCGACGUCCUGCUCGUGGUCCUCCGCACCCCCCGGGGCCCCCACCCCCGACAGAAGAAGCUGAGUUACUCAAGUGCUGGGGGCUCCCAGUCUCCCAGGUCUUCAGCCAGUCCCCUGCUCAUGAGAACCUUCUCAGAUGAGCCCAAUCCUGUCCUUUGA
Messenger RNA from Megalops cyprinoides (Indo-Pacific tarpon), 3841 nucleotides. RefSeq names its product phospholipid-transporting ATPase 11C-like. The transcript is spliced from 29 exons. Gene Ontology annotation, molecular function: ATP hydrolysis activity; ATPase-coupled intramembrane lipid carrier activity; ATP binding. The coding region runs from base 437 to 3841 and encodes 1134 amino acids. The record is from RefSeq and is a predicted model, not a curated record. Gene Ontology annotation, cellular component: recycling endosome; trans-Golgi network; endoplasmic reticulum. NCBI's taxonomy places the organism in Eukaryota, Metazoa, Chordata, Actinopteri, Elopiformes, Megalopidae. Gene Ontology annotation, biological process: phospholipid translocation.